Coniosporium apollinis CBS 100218 is the source of this 702-nucleotide messenger RNA. RefSeq lists its product as uncharacterized. The transcript has a single exon. The record is from RefSeq and is a predicted model, not a curated record. Gene Ontology annotation, biological process: cell-cell adhesion. Gene Ontology annotation, cellular component: focal adhesion; stress fiber. Lineage: Eukaryota; Fungi; Ascomycota; Dothideomycetes. Bases 1 to 702 code for a protein of 233 amino acids.
AUGAGCAGACCAACCGCUCCGGAGCCGCUGUUACCGCCCCGCAGGCGCUCCAUCACAGAAGGCCCGGAAUCCCCCAUGGACCCAGCAAUUCAAAGGGGACUCUUCGCCCAGCAGCGACUUCCGAUCCCUAAAUCCUCCUCGACUCCUCGAGGGCCAAGCAUACCGACUACAACGCCUUCCGAAGAACCAUCCACAACCCCGCCUACAGCCCUCGAACCACCACUUGCCCGCCAUCCAACUACUCCCCGCUCCAAGGGCACCUGCCGCGGCUGCACACAGCCCAUAAUCGGCAAGUCGGUCAAAGCAGCAGACGGCCGUCUUACAGGGCGCUACCACCGGCAAUGCUUCGUCUGCAAGACGUGCCGGGCCCCCUUCGCGACCGCAGAUUUCUACGUCAUCAGCAACGAGCCAUACUGCGAGCGGCACUACCACAUUCUCAAUAAGAGCCUGUGCCAGUGCUGCGACAAGGGCAUCGAGGGGCAGUAUCUGGAAACGGAGCAGCGGCAGAAGUUCCACCCGGCGUGCUUCAAGUGUCAGCAGUGUCGGGUUGUGCUCAAGGAGGACUACUUUGAGGUUGGCGCCAAGGUGUACUGUGAACGACAUGCGUGGGAAGCUGGACGCCAGAAUACCGGUGCGUUCCUUGGACCUGGUGGUAGGAAAAACCCUGCGAGGAGGACCACGAGGCUUAUGAUGAUGGGAUGA